AUGGUUUUGAUUCUAAGAAGUAAAGAAAAUGCCAAGAAAAUGUUAACAGGAAUGGCUGAUCUUUACACUCACAUCAACUUGAAGACGAAACUCUUCGAUCCAAAGCUAAAAAUGAUCACCGGUCCUUUAGCUCGAUUUCAUUUUGAUGGGAAGCUUGAAUGUCCCCGAAGAGCGUUUCAAUUACCGACAAUAAAGGGAUGCGGUCUCGGUUACCAAUCAUGUGAUGCUCCUUCUGCGAUUUGUCAUCAAAAACCGAGAAACUUGGCAGCAACAAGUUUGACGGAUGUUCAAUUCUGUGUAAAAGAGCUUUGCGAUUUAACCGUUUUGGAAAGAAGAGAAACGUUGGAUGGAGUCUGGGAUGAAUUGAACGCGUUGACGAACGAAUAUCUAUCAAAUCAAGAGCCGCUAUUGGUGAUCUCCGGCUGCACACACGAGAUGGAAGGUGAGUCGGGAAAUGUUUGUUAU
Messenger RNA from Mesorhabditis belari, 465 nucleotides. NCBI's taxonomy places the organism in Eukaryota, Metazoa, Nematoda, Chromadorea, Rhabditida, Rhabditidae. The record is from the annotation of a GenBank genome assembly.